This is a messenger RNA of Xiphophorus couchianus (Monterrey platyfish), 1876 nucleotides long. RefSeq names its product thymopoietin a (gene tmpoa). NCBI's taxonomy places the organism in Eukaryota, Metazoa, Chordata, Actinopteri, Cyprinodontiformes, Poeciliidae. The coding region runs from base 144 to 1262 and encodes 372 amino acids. Gene Ontology annotation, molecular function: DNA binding. The record is from RefSeq and is a predicted model, not a curated record. The transcript has 6 exons.
GGUUUACGUUCUCCAGCCUAGAGCUAUGGCACUGGAGCCUCCAGGUUGCAGCCGUAUGCGUCUUGGUUGCUCUCCUUUCGGUACCGUCGCUAAGCUAAUUUACCCAGGCUCUGUGGCUCCUCUGCCUUCAUCUUAAGUUCGACAUGCCGGAGUACCUGGACGACCCGUCUGUGCUCACCAAAGACAAGCUAAAGAGCGAGCUUGUUGCUCACAAUGUGGAACUUCCGAGCGGCAACCCGACCAAGGACGUGUAUGUGCAGCUUUAUCUAAAGAACCUGGCGGUCCAGAACGAGAGGAAUGUCGCGGCCGUAGUUCUGGAUGCGUUCUCCAGCGACGAGGAGCUGCCGCCUGUCGUGGCCUCCAACAGAAGCCGCUCCUCCGGAAGGAAAGCCGCCAGGAAAUCAAACAAACAUCAUCUGGAGCAAGUUGACGUCACAUCACUUACUGAUGAGAGCCUGAGGGACGAAUUGCAAAAGCACGGAAUGAAAGUGGGGCCAAUUGUAGACUCAACUCGUGAACUGUAUCAGAAGAAGUUACAGAAGUUAUUGGAUGAAGGUCCUGCACAGCCGUUUCCCACAGAAAUACAGAUCAACCACAAUGGCAACUCUGAGUCUGAAAUCUACAGCGACACAGAGGACGUAGUGAUGGCAGUACCAGAACCUGUGAUUGAACCUGAACCAGUUCCAGUGGUGGAGACACAAGUGAGGAGCAGAGGGAAGUCCCCAGCUAGCAGUCAUACCACCAGCAGCAGCAGCAAGAACCAGACGGUUGAGAAAAUCACUGCCAAUGAUCAGACGCUGAAAGUGGAGAAAGAUGUUCUGAAGGAGCUUUUACCUGAUAUAAACAGUCCAACAGGAAUCGGCGCCAGCUGCCGAAAGCCCAUCCGAGGAGCAGCUGGACGCCCGCUAAUCUCCAGUGACUUAUGGAGUGAUGAGAAUUCCUGUCUGUCUCCAAAAACGACAAAGACUAGCAGCUACUCCUACACAGGGAACCAUGCAGUCAACAGAGUGUCCAGUUUGAAUGCCUCCACCUCCUUCACAUCUUUUAGCUCCUCUAGUUCCUCCUCCUCCAAGCUUUCUGCUACAGCUCCAUCUGCAGGUCCAACCAGAGCAGUGCGGCGCAGCAUGACUUUAUGGAAACAACUGGCCCUGGUUGCUGUUUUGGCCAUAUUUGUGAUUUUUGUUUACCUGGCGAUGGAGACCAACUCUGUCAGCCCAUUUCAAGCCUCAGACUCAAAAUCAGUUGCAAGUGGAACACCAUAAAGAGUGCAUAUAUAGUUUGGAGGGGCCUAGUCUCUGACAAUGCCUCUACUUCAUUUUUAAGGUGUGAAUCUGCAGUGUAGCCAGUUUUUCUUACCUCAAGAUUACCUGAUGUCAAAUUCUAUUUUUUUAAGGAAGUGUCUUUCUUCCCUAAUCAGUCUCAAGUAAAGGUCUAAGAAGUGAUGUUUGCCCCAAAGGAUUACUUUGAGCAGCUGUGAAAGGAUUGACUUUUCUCUUGCUGUGUUGGUCUAUUCUUGACCCUGGACUUCUACCAGAAUUACCCACUGAUCAUUUUUAGAAGAAUAAACAAGAAGAACUUUCUUCUUAAGAUGUUUAAAAAAAAUCAUCGUAACAUCAUCAGUUUGGUGUUUAGUUUUGUAAUGAAAUGUGUGUUUCCCAUCUAUUAGCCUUCUCAGGCUUAAAGGUAAAGCUUAGUUUUUUGUACUUGGACCAUCUUUGUUGUUGAGAGGAUGGCUUGUAAACAAAAUCCAGAGGCUUUUAAAACUUCAAUUCUUGAUAUAUUUUCUUGAGGCUUCUUGUAAAACAUAAUUGAAUUCCUUUAUUUCAUUCUUAUGUAGUCAUAUUUCUUUCUAAAUAAACUUUAGUGUUUCAGUUUG